Molecule: messenger RNA, 1081 nt
Organism: Daldinia decipiens
Lineage: Eukaryota; Fungi; Ascomycota; Sordariomycetes; Xylariales; Hypoxylaceae
Exons: 1
Coding region: 209-856 (215 amino acids)
Source: RefSeq, a predicted model, not a curated record
CUCUCCAACUAUCAGCUUUAACAGUUGAUAUAUACUGUGCAACGUAAUAUAAGCCUCACCGCUUACCCAUGACAUACCACUACGAGACUUGGUAGUAUCUCUUCUUUUCUUUCUUGCACUCAUUCGUACUCCUUCACACUGAAGUGGACAUACUACACCUUUUAUAUCUAUCUAUCUAUCUAUCCAUACAACUCUUAUAACGGUCACGAUGCGAGGCCUAAACAAAUCAACACUCUUUCACAAGAAAUCCAAGAGCAGCCUUCAAGGCAGGAAAGACAGCCUCGAAGAGCACUCUUCCUCUCAUACGCGGAAAUGGAGCACAUCGAGUACCGUGUCGACGGCGAGCAGCUCUUCUGAUGCUAAACUGUACGACCCGCUGUCGCUACACCCACCCUUAUGUCUAAACACAUCACCAAACAUCAUCCCAGAGUACGAAGAGGAACGGCACUUAGAAAAAGAGGAACGCGAACGCCGGUUUUUAGAACGGACGCCGCAGCACCCUACGGAACAUCUAGACAACGCGGCCGAGUACUCACCACUCAAAGAUCGCAACUGUUUCUUCGCGCAAGCUGCCGCCGGCCGCCCUUAUGUCUAUGACCAGACUGUUCAGUGGCCACUUAAGGACUGGCAGGCGAUCCCGCCAGGCCUCGCUGAGCUCAACUCCUCGUCACUAGACUCGUCACCAGCUUCGUCGCCUACCCAGCACUACAACCACCGCCGGCGGCCGACGGAAUGGAUGAGCGAGAGAGACGCCCUACUCAAGCGCGGCGACUGGAAGCGCAGGGGUAUAGUGUUCCACCUCGACCCGAACGACGAGGAGGAACAAGAGCAGCACUUUGAACUACCCGAGUGUUGAAACAUUCACAUUAUCAUAUUAUCAUACCAUAUCACACUAUCAAAGUCCAACUCUAUUCAACACCAUGUUUUACUAUAUGUACUACUACUACUCUAUUAUUACUACAACUACUAGCACCAGGGACAACCCUGCGGAUUGUGCUUUGACGAAAUUUACGGGAAAGGCGGGAAAGGAAUAAGGCAUUGAGCGGGACGGUAGCCAGUAGCCAGGACAGGGCAGCGAUAU